GCCCGCCCCGCGCGCCGCCGAGGUGCUGCUGUGGGCCCCGCUGCAGCCCCGAGGGCAGGCACCGGCGCCCGCCGGCGCGCCCCACCAGCGGCCGGACACAGGCGAGUGCACCCCGGCGGGCUCGCGGCCGCUGCUGUGGGAGGCGGAGCGCGGGGGCCGGCAGGCCUUCGUCGCCGGCGUCCUCGACCUCGGGGGGGGCGCGCCCGAGAUCCCGCCGGCGGUGAAGGAAGCGCUCGGCUGCGCGGGCGUGGCGGCCUUCGAGGAGGCGUGCUCUGCAGCGGAUGGCCUCAUGGCGAACUACUCCGUGCACUGCCGCUCCUACGCGGGCAUAGAGGACGGCGGCUCCGUCGCGGCCAGGCUGCCGCCGAGCACCCUGAAGGCGCUGAAGGCGUCGCUCGACGGCUUCCUCGCCCGCGGGCUGCCCCAGCUGCGGCCGCACUGCGCCGCGGCGCUCGCGGCCGCCCUGCGCGGCCCCGUCGACGCCCUCGGGAGCGUCACCGGGGGCAUCACGCUCCGCGCGUUGCUGGAGGAGUUGCUGCGCGCCCUCGGCCCGGGCGGGUGCG
Messenger RNA from Prorocentrum cordatum, 563 nucleotides. NCBI's taxonomy places the organism in Eukaryota, Dinophyceae, Prorocentrales, Prorocentraceae. The record is from the annotation of a GenBank genome assembly.